This is a messenger RNA of Columba livia (rock pigeon), 2114 nucleotides long. RefSeq names its product forkhead box C2 (gene FOXC2). Gene Ontology annotation, molecular function: RNA polymerase II cis-regulatory region sequence-specific DNA binding; DNA-binding transcription factor activity, RNA polymerase II-specific. The transcript has 2 exons. The coding region runs from base 544 to 1974 and encodes 476 amino acids. Lineage: Eukaryota; Metazoa; Chordata; Aves; Columbiformes; Columbidae. The record is from RefSeq and is a predicted model, not a curated record. Gene Ontology annotation, biological process: regulation of transcription by RNA polymerase II; cell differentiation; anatomical structure morphogenesis.
GGGAGUAAAAGAGCGGCGGCGGCGCGGGGCGAGUUUUGAAGCUCCGCGGACGCGGCCGAGGAGCUCGGCGGCUCCGCGCACCCCUGCGCACCCCGCGCACCCCUCGCCAGGAGCCGGCGGGGCCCCGGAAGAUUUCCAGCGGUUGUUGUGACAAGGACUGGCUUUUUUCUUUCUUUUUUUUUUUUUUAAUUAUUAUUUUUUUUUUCAAUAAUUCCCUUUUCCUGCGACAACAGGCCUUCCCCCCCGUUCCCGCUCCCCGCCUCCCGCUCCGCAAGAGCGGUGUGUAUACAAGAAUCACAGUCAUAAAGAGGGAGGGAGAGGCCGCCAGAGACCACCCUGCCCCCGGCGACCCGAAGGAUGCUGCUGCGGUGCCGCUGCUAGAGGAUACGCUGGGAUUUAGCUCCUCUUUGAGACUCUCUCUUCUCUUUCUCCCUCUCUCUCCAUUCUUCCUCCUACUCAGAGGGGUCCCGGACGGGGGUGAAGCCCUUCCACCCUAUUCGUCCUCCUCUUCCUCUCCUCCCCGGCCGCGGGAAGCCCCUCUCCAUGAUGCAGGCUCGCUACUCCGUCUCGGACCCUAACGCUCUGGGAGUGGUGCCGUAUUUAAGCGAGCAGAACUACUACCGGACGGCGGGGACGUACGGCGGCAUGGGCAACCCCAUGAGUGUCUAUUCGGGCCACGCCGAGCAAUACGCGGCGGGGAUGGGGCGCUCCUACGGACCCUACCACCCCCACCAACCCGCUGCCCCCAAGGACCUGGUGAAGCCACCUUACAGCUACAUCGCCCUCAUCACCAUGGCCAUCCAGAACGCCCCCGACAAGAAGAUCACGCUCAAUGGGAUUUACCAGUUCAUCAUGGACCGUUUCCCUUUCUACCGCGAGAACAAGCAGGGCUGGCAGAACAGCAUCCGUCACAACCUGUCCCUCAACGAGUGCUUCGUCAAGGUGCCCCGUGACGACAAGAAGCCGGGCAAGGGCAGCUACUGGACCCUGGACCCCGAUUCCUACAACAUGUUCGAGAACGGCAGCUUCCUGCGCCGCCGGAGACGCUUCAAGAAGAAGGAUGUCUCCAAGGAGAAGGAGGAGGCCCGGGAACGGCUGCUGAAGGAGCAGCCCAAGCCCCCCGGGCUGCCCGGCGCCGAGCUUCCCAAGGAAGCUUCCUCCUCCUCUUCCUCUUCCUCCGCCUCGGCGCCGGCCUCCGAGAAGAAGGUGGUGAUCAAGAGCGAGACGGCAUCUCCCGAGCUGCCGGUGAUCACCAAGGUGGAGACGCUGAGCCCGGCCAGCGGCGGGGCGAUGCGGGACAGCCCCCGCAGCGCCGCCUCACCCCCCGCGGCCGCCUCCCCCGAGGGUUCCCUGCCUGAGCAUCACCCCGCCGGGAAUGGGCUCCCGGGCUUCAGCGUGGAGAGCAUCAUGACCCUGCGGACUUCCCCCGCGGGGGAUCUCAGCCCGGUGAGUGCCGCCUCGGGCAGGACGGGUGCCGGGAUGGCCCUGGGCUACCCACCGGGGCAACCGUCGGGCUACAGCGCGGCGUGUAGCCAAGCCCUGGACACUAGUGGGAGCUACCACUGCAGCAUGCGGGCCAUGAGCCUGUACAGCGGCGAGAGGCCGGGCCACAUGUGCGUGACCCCCGCAGCGCUGGAGGAGGGGCUGCCCGAGCAUCCCACCGGUGCCCCAUCGCCCCUCGGUACCCUGAGCCUGUCCUCUGGGCAGGACGGUGCGCUGGGGACCGGGCACCAUCCCCACGGAGGAGGGGCGGCGGGGGGGCAGCCCACGGCCUCCUGGUACCUCAACCACGGGGCUGAGCUGAGCCACCUGCCCGGCCACGCUUUCGGCUCCCAACAGCAGACUUUUCCCAACGUUCGGGAAAUGUUCACCUCGCACCGGCUGGGGAUGGAGAGCGCUUCGCUCAGCGAGCAUCAGAGCUAUGAAGCAGGGACAGAGGCAGAGCGAGCUCCUUCAGGCAGGGUUGGGAUCUGAGCUCGCACAAAUAGCUCCCCGGUGGACUCGUCCCAGAUUCCUGCCCUUCCCCGUCCCUUCGUUCGGCUCCGAGGGGGAAGAACCGGAGCUAAGAGCCCACCGGCGAUGAGCCACAUCUACGGCAGCCACCUCUCCCCCCU